Messenger RNA from Bombyx mori (domestic silkworm), 7449 nucleotides. RefSeq names its product biorientation of chromosomes in cell division protein 1-like 1. The transcript has 5 exons. NCBI's taxonomy places the organism in Eukaryota, Metazoa, Arthropoda, Insecta, Lepidoptera, Bombycidae. Bases 450 to 4085 code for a protein of 1211 amino acids. The record is from RefSeq and is a predicted model, not a curated record.
AUAAAAUUCUAAGCUUAAUAAGCAAUAUUAUUAUUGUUGAUUUUGAAAAUUUAUAUCUCAUCAGAACGUAAUGUAAAAAAAAGUUACAGAACAAAAUGAAAUUGAAACCGACUAUUUUUUACUUUCGUAUUUUAUCGAGCUGCAGUUCUAUCCGGUCUAAAGAAAAUCAACUAAUCAAAACUGUAAUCGAACUGUGACUCGAAGCUUAUUAGUCGAGAUAAAUAGCUUGAUUCACAAGUCGAAACCCUACAACAUUCGUCAAUGCUCUAAAAAUUAUAGUAAUCUACAAAUCCGCAGUUGACUAUAGGAGGAGUAGUAUUCGUUCAUUUGUAAUUUCGUAAAAAUAUAUUAUUCAGACAAAGUUAACUGUGUUAAGUGUUAAUAAAACAAAUUAUAAAACAAUUCUAUAUGUCUUAUUAUAUAUUUCCAAUAUAAGAUAAAGCGCAAUAAUGACGCAUUUACAAUAUAUGCCGGGUGACCCGAGACUUGUAGAUCAAUUAGUUUACGAGUUAAAAUCUAAAGGAAUAUUCGAUCAGUUUCGGAAAGACUGCAUUGCUGAUGUAGACACAAGACCAGCAUACCAAAAUCUUCGUCAACGAGUUGAGAGUUCUGUAUCUUCAUUCUUAUCGCGUCAAUGCUGGAAACCCGAUCUGAACAAGAAUCAACUUAGAGAGAAGUUGAGGAAACAUAUCUUGGAUGGCAAUUACUUAGAACAAGGGGUAGAAAGAAUAGUAGACCAAGUGGUCAACCCAAAGGUGGCAUCAGUUUUUAUACCACAAGUAGAAGAUUUAGUUUACAACUAUCUUGGCAUAGUCAGAAAGAAGCCAGUACCUGAUUUGAAUGAAGAGAAUAAUACCAACCUUCUACCGACAGACCUCGAAGCCGUUAGUCCUGGGUCAGUACAUAGUGAUGAUGGCAAAGAUGCCACUGAUACCCAAGAAGUAAUGGAUAUCGAAGAUGGAAAUACUCUUGGAACUGAUAAUGAAACUGAGAAAAAUAUUCAAUACCCAAACACAAUUGAAAUGUGUGUUUUUGAAUCGGAUACCAGCAUUGACAAGAGUUGCAUACCGUUACCUGACGAGAUAUUACCAGAAAAUAUACCGCAACCCGAAAAUAGUCCCCCCAAACUGGAUUUAGACAAAAUUGAACUACCCAAAGAGCCAGAAAGCAUUCAGGCGUCUAAGUUUCAUACUGAUAUGUCAGAUGAGGUAGAUAGGACAGAUAAAGAGUAUUUCAAACCUGUCGCGAGUGAUGACGAUGAUUCUAGUUCCGAUGCGUCUCUGAUCAGAAAUAUGUCCCCAUUGACACCAAUUAGGAAUUUGAAUAACGAGAAUUCUUGCGACGCCCAACAGGCUUUCGAAAACGAUUCAGACGGAAAGGUAGAGGACAACAAAGAACCGUGCACUUUCAGAUUCGCCUUAGAUCAUAAACCAGAUGAGGAUUCAAAAGAUAACACAGAAAAGUCAGACCGCGACCAGACUAAUUUGGCUUUUCAAUUCAAUAAUCAAGUUAAUAUAAAACCUUUCAACACGCCGGUGUCUGACGAUAGUUCAAACAGCAACAACCUUCAGAUCGACUACGAAAGCGAUGCAAACAGUAAAACUAAUGUAGAAAAUAAAAUACCAGAAACCGAAAAUUCUGAGGACGUAAGAAAGGAGAAAAAGGAAGAGAAGAAGAGUAGCAGUCACAAGAGUUCACAUCGUUCGAGAGAUUCCCACAGGCACUCUAGCAGCAGAGACAAAAGAUCUGACUCUAAGUAUUCCAGCUCUAGAGACAGCAGCAGGAACGAUAAAAGUGAUAAAAAGAGUAAAGACGAUAGUAAAUCUAAAUCCAGUCACAGAGAGAGAGAGAAAUCGAAGGACAGAAACGACAAGAAAGAGAGCAGAGACUCAUCGAAACAUCGGAGCUCUCACAAAAGUUCAAGCUCGAAAGACUCUAAGUCUCACAAAAGCUCUAGUCAAAGAAGUAGUAAACACGACGAGAAGAAAUCAUCAAGUCAAAGAGAUAAAAACGAUAAAAGUUCUGAUAAGACUAAAGAUGGUAAGAGUCGAGAUAAGAGAGAUUCCAAGUCCACUUCCCAUCGUUCAGAUAAAGACAGAAAGAGCAGUUCUCAUAAAUCUGAAAAAGAUAGCAAGACUGAUGACAAAAGUAAGAAAAAAGAUAAAAAAGAUACCGACGACCACUACAGCCUGUCUGGUCGAGGAAAUGUGAACAGAAGAUCUACAGACCGCGACUCGAACGACGGCAGCUCAUCAUCGAAAGGCUCCCAUAACCCGCCCAGUUCCAAGUCCAGUGAAAGCAAGAAAGAGACCAAAGGGUCCACGUCUAAAUCUGAUAAUACAUCAUACAGUGGCGAUUCUACAAGCCCCAGCGAUAAAGAAAACCUUAAAACCACCGAAAGCAACACAAUGAAUUCUAGUUUCAAGCCGGCAGUGCAUGUCGACAACCGUCUCGAGCUUCCUGUGACGCCAGUUCCAAGGUUGCCCUUCGUCCCGGAUGUGACAAUUAAAAAACCCAAAUUUGCCGCCAAUUUAGAGGAAGCCAAACGAUUGAUGAAAAUGAGGAGAUUCUUGGAUGAAGAACAGCGUAGGAUGAACCAAGAGGCAGCCCUGCUUCUGGAGUUCCAGGCCAACGUAAGACCAAGUCUGAGUCAAGUCUACUCGAGCAUACCCGGACCAGAGUUGGAAUUUGCUUGCAUCACCAAUGUGAACCACGAGACUCAGGCUGAUAGUAAUACAACUCAAGAUUCUGACGUACUCAAAGACUUUCCUGAUGAUGAGCAAGGCUUUAAAGGGUUUGAAUGUCCUAAAGUCAACGGGCAACGCGAUCUUAGUGAUGAUAGUGACGUAGAAAAGGAUAUAAAACAUUUUGAAGAGCUGAGAAACGAAACAUACGAAGAGAACAAGCCUUUCUCGCAAUUAGUUAACGAGAUAUCGGAAUACAGUCGAGCGUCCGAGAGAAUUAAAAAUAUUAACAACGAAAAGAACACCGAUAAGAUAUACGGAAGCAACGAGAAAUUGGAUGAGAAAUAUAAGAAUGAUUCCGACACUUCGAUCAUUGAUAAUAACGAUGGCGACAGGAGGAAUCUGUUCGAAGUCACCAUUAUAACUGAGGAAUUGUCGGAAAACGAAGACUCCAAUAAAGAGGAUGCCGUGGAAGAAGCUCCAAGUGGUAAACCAGAUGAGGAACUGUUUAAUUAUUUCGCUGAGCACGAAAAAUACGAUUCGGAAAUAGAACGUCACAAAUUCGACACUUUCCUCAAGAAGUACAUGAAGAGACCAGGGAUCAUCAAUAAGUUAUACGUAAUCAACUGCGACAGAUACGUAGAAAAGAUCCUGAAAGAGAUCUCACAGGGUUUUGGUGAUUGCGAGAUCGUGAAUUAUCACAAAAACGGUCACAUAAAACUGCCGAAAAGUAAUGUAAUAAAAGAGGUUCAUUUGCGAGACGAAGUAGUGUUGCCAGUCGAGAAAAUAGAUUUUGAGGAAUCUAAAUCUAGAUCGCCUAUUUUGAGUCCAGUGAAAUCGGAAUGCUCGUUCGAGUUGUCGAGCGACUACGCGGCCAAAUUAGAGGAGAUGGUCAACAGAACUUCAAGGCAAGAAGUAAUGGAGAUUAUAUUGGGCAGCGUAAUGGAGUCGCCAAGUAAAAUGCCGCAAAUCGAUUAUUACGAGGAAUCGACCAUAUUCUGUGACAGUUUGAAACGUAAAAUGGAACCGGAGAGCCCCUCGAAUAUAACUGCACAAGUUCUGACGCCAAACAAGAUCAGGAAACUGAGUGAAUCCGAUCAGAUCACGUCCACAACUGAGGAAACAGAAAAACAUAUAUCAAACAACAGAGUGCAGAACAACUCGAGAUCAAAGUAUUUGGGCAAAGCGAGGAGAGUCGGACUGCCUCGGCCCAAAAAAAAUAAUCUGCCCCACAGCCCGUCCAGCGAUAAGUCGGUCGAAAACUACGAACAGAACGCUCUACAUUCGCCCAACGGAAAAUUGAAGACGACACAGCGCGCGAAAAUACAAAGAUACAGUACAACUGACCUUUACAAACCGAAACUACACUAUUUAUCUCGUAGGAACAAUAUAAGACCGUGAAGUGUUUGUCAUUUUUUUGUAACGUGAAUACUCAUGAGUGCUCACGAGAGCUCACGCCCGGGAAACGAAUACCCAGGGCAUUAACGUUAUGACAGGUGUCGAAAUGUCCUUAAAUUCCCUGUUUGGUGUGUACGCAGCGUGUGCUCAAGAGUACUCACGGUUGGUAAGCUUCUUAAGUGCUCUGUAACUGUGAAUAUUGUUGAAGUUUCUUAAAUUUUAUGCGUUUUAGACUGGAUAUAUUGUAUGCUCACGAGUACUCACAGUAUUAACCGUUUACUUGCAUCGUUAAGGAAAACGGGUUUAAAUUUAAAGAAUAAGUUUGAACCUGCACGUUCCGCUCUUAUUCUAAAUAUCUAAAAACGCACAGACAUCAAUCACCUCCCUUGCUUGAUUCGAAAAAUUUAUCCAAAUUUAAUUAAUAUAUUUUUUUACGAUAAGCAUAGGAAAACGGCGGAAAUUUUUAUCAGUUUUAAAACGUCAUUUUUUUAUUGCUUAUAUGGGUGGGCGAGCUCACAGCCCACCUGGUGUUAAGUGGUUACUGGAGCCCAUAGACAUUUACGACGUAAAUGCCGCCUUGAGAUAUGAAUUCUAAGGUCUCAGUAUAGUUACAACGGCUACCCUUCAAACCGAAACGCAUUAUUGCUUCACAGCAGAAAUAGUAGACAGAAAUAAUUUUUUCCCCAUUACAAUAUCAUUAAAUACACAUUUUUAGUUUUAUUUAAAUCUGACAUUAAACUCUAUAAAGAUUACGAAUAUUUUAGAAUAUUUGAGAUUUCAUUAUAAUUUGAUGAGCCUCUGUGAACAUUUAUUUCGUGUUGCUCAUGUUCAUUGGCUCACAGUCCGUCGGGAGCAGAAGUUAAUAUGAGCCUCCAUUUUAACGUACAGAUUUUUAUGUACAAAAAAUAUAAUAUUUAUUGUCGUUAUUAAGAGUCUAAGAGUCUACCCGCGAGUGAAUCUGUAUAAAUUAGAUUUUACGCUAAAUUAGAAGUAAUUUUGCUUUUGAUGUCUGAUGCGAAUGGAUGGGAUAGUUUAAUUAAGGCGCACUUCGUUAGAAGCGAUACUGCAUGGCUAUACUAGUUGGAUUUUAGGAAUGUAAAUAGUUUUGUGAGAGAACAUUUCAAGUGUGCUCACGAAUGCUCACGGCUUGUAAACCGUUGGCAGUGUAUUAAAACUGUAGUCGUGCGUUAAGAUUCGUAUUCAGGGCCGGAUUUAACGAUAAUGCCACUCCUGAGCACCGGAAAAAAAUUCGCCCCAAUACUGAAAUUUUAAUUAAAAUUAUAGUUUAAAUAUUUUCUUCUUCAACUUUACUAGUUACAACGGCUGCCCCACCCUUCAAACCGAAACGCAUUACUGCUUCACGGCAGAAAUAGGCAGGGCGGUGGUACCUACCCGCGCGGACUCACAAGAGGUCCCGCCACCAGUCAUUUCGCAAAUUAUAAUUUUUAUUGCACGAUGUUAUUCCUUUACCGUGGAAGUCAAUCGUGAACAUUUGUUGAGUACGUAUUUCAUUAGAAAAAUUGGUACCCGCCUGCGGGAUUCGAACACCGGUGCAUCGCUACAUACGAAUGCACCAGACGUCUUAUCCUUUAGGCCACGACGACUACUUAGGUAUGGUAAGGUAUAUCGGCAUCAUGCGGUAUUUGCUCACAAGAUCGGAGUUUCCAUUCAAUUUGUCUAUCAGUACAGAUGUAGUCCUCGUCGCGGCUGAAAAUCGUAAAAUGCUUCUACCUUAUUAGAGGGGAAAAUAAUAAUUGUAAAUAUGCUUUAACAAAAACCGACUUCAAAUAUAAAGAAUAAGAUAUUCCAAAACAAAUUGAUAUACACUAAAAACAAUAAUCAUCGAAAUCGGUUGGCGUGAUAUUGAGUUAUUGAGUUAUUCAUCUAUUUGUCGCGCACGUACGAAUGCAAAUUUAAGACUUAUAUGGUUUUCUCAUGGAUACCAUUAUCAGAACUGGACUAAAUUGUAAUGGGAUCACACGAAAAGCGUCAGCUUUCUAAUAAAAAAAAGAUUCAUCAAAAUCGAUUCACCCAGUCGAAAGUUAUGAGGUAACAAAAAAAAAAAAAACAUACAGUCGAAUUGAGAACCUCCUUUUUUGAAGUCGGUUAAAAAUAUUAUCAUUGUAAGCAAAAGUAUUGAUUUAAAAUUGCAGUACAUUGCGUGCUUAUUUUUAUCAGGCCUUUUCUCUUUCUUUCUGUGUGGGUAAUGUAAAGUGUACGGUUAUAGUACAGUUUUGACAUUGUUAAUGUUGCCCUGAAAGAAUAUGUGAUUUGUGAAUGCUUAAUUUCUUCAAAGCUCUGUAAUAAUGCAGCUUAGAUGUGUUGUACAGUAAUUACUCGUAAUGCAUUGUAGAUUUAUUUUUGAAAUAAAAUGUGGAGUCAUGACAAGGAAUGUUUUUUUGUUGAUUAAAUAAAUAAGAAUCGAUUUAAAAAAUAUAUAUACAUAUAUAAAUUCGGAUUUAGAAUUUAAUAUUCCACAACUGUAUAUUAUUUUGUAACGGAAAAAUAAAUUAUCAUUACUAAAUUUAAUGUUAAAUUCAUUGAUAUUGGUUACAGCUCGCGGGGAUAACUCAUGUCCGUCGAACUAACUCAAAACGAUCGCUUUAUUACAGAUUUGUGCAUUGGUUCACUGAAAAAAGGGUGUUUUUUGUGAAGUCCUCUUAAAUCAAAUAGUUUUUUUGUAACUUCCCCGAAUUUUUGCAUCCUUGCUGAAUGUCAAAACAAACAUGUAUCGGCUCUACAAAUCUUGUCAAUAUUUUUUUUCUCCUACAUAAGCUGGAUGACUUGAGAGGCUAUGCCAGCGUAACUGAUGGCGUAGGUGAGCUCACGGGGCUCUAACCUGACCUAGCAAGAGCCGUGCUUCGCAGAAUGUACCACCGGCUCGGAAACGCGACCCACUGAGAAGAUCCGGCGAGAAAGUCAGUGGGCUGUUUCUAUAGUUUAGAAUUGUCAUAAACGUGAACUAGAUAAUUACCGAAUCUAUAUACGAGCCGUCAACGUUUUACAGGAUCUAUAUGAAAAAAUACACAUGUCGCCAUAAGUUAGGUAUAAAAUGUAUACAAUUCAUGUUGCGUUUGAUCGGAGCGAUAAAAGUGAAGUAAAUGAUCGAUCGAUGCGUGCAAGUUAUUUCCGCGCGUUUUAUGAUUCUGUGAUAGCCACGAGAAAGAACAAUUUCAUUCAAGAUCAGAGAAAUCAUUAAAUCGAAAAUAUAUACAGAUAGCAAUAAGUUAAAAUAGAAUAAAUGGUUUAUUUAUGAAAUGUAAAGAAAAAGAGUUGGAAGACUUAUGAAGUAAUUUCAUUGUUAAAUUAGUUAAUUAAAUUUUUUAUUAACAAUAAGUAUUAUUUAAUAAAGUUUUAUUGUAACUAA